Molecule: messenger RNA, 498 nt
Organism: Pieris macdunnoughi
Lineage: Eukaryota; Metazoa; Arthropoda; Insecta; Lepidoptera; Pieridae
Source: the annotation of a GenBank genome assembly
AUGGUAAACCGGGCGUUAAAAUCGGGACCCUGGGGUCAAUCUUCACGUCAAGGGCGGGAUAUGAAAACAGUGAAUCCGGGGCUGAUGCGAAGAGCAUUGUUGGAGGCCCACGAAAAAUACUCUGAGGGUUUAAUGCUGGCGCCGACUAAUAGAACAGCUCGGGCAUCGAACCUUCCGGGAUUAGCACCAAGUUCUUCGAGCACUUGUGGCGGAACCAGAUUAUGUAAAACCCGCUACAACACUACAGCACCUAUGUACGGCGUGUCUUUGACAUCUGGUCAACCUGUCACUAUCGUUCAGAAGUUCCCUGAUCUUCUACAGCAAGUCGUCUUUGAAGUUUGCGAGUCAAGCGAAUGCUCAGUUAUCCGUGGUUCAUGUACACAGACAUAUGUUCCUUACCUAUUUCUCGUAUUGCCAUUGGGGCCUGUGACCCUAACGGGGCAGGAUUACGUUCUUGUGGAAUCUGGGUGUGUGUGUAGGCCAGACCCAGUUGUGUAG